Messenger RNA from Vicia villosa (hairy vetch), 1259 nucleotides. RefSeq names its product xyloglucan endotransglucosylase/hydrolase protein 24-like. Gene Ontology annotation, molecular function: hydrolase activity, hydrolyzing O-glycosyl compounds; xyloglucan:xyloglucosyl transferase activity. Gene Ontology annotation, cellular component: cell wall; apoplast. Bases 59 to 943 code for a protein of 294 amino acids. The record is from RefSeq and is a predicted model, not a curated record. Gene Ontology annotation, biological process: cell wall biogenesis; xyloglucan metabolic process. Lineage: Eukaryota; Viridiplantae; Streptophyta; Magnoliopsida; Fabales; Fabaceae. The transcript is spliced from 3 exons.
UCAUUACCACAAUCAUCCCUUCAAUAUUCAUUUCAUCACCAUUACUGAUCUAUACAACAUGGCCUUUAUUCAUUCUUCAACCAUCACUUUCCUCCUUUCUCAACUAUUUUUUGCUUAUUUUAUGACAGCAUAUGCAGCAGGGAAUUUCUACCAAAAUUUUGAUAUUACUUGGGGUGAUGGUCGUGCCAACAUACUUGACAACGGUCAACUUCUCACUCUUUCUCUUGACAAAGCCUCUGGUUCUGGUUUUCAAUCCAAGAACGAAUAUCUCUUCGGUAACAUUGAUAUGCAACUCAAGCUUGUACCAGGAAAUUCUGCUGGCACUGUCACUGCUUACUAUUUAUCAUCAAAAGGAUCAAACUGGGAUGAGAUUGAUUUUGAAUUCUUAGGAAAUGUAAGCGGAGAACCAUACAUUCUUCAUACAAAUGUGUUUAGUCAAGGCAAAGGAAACAGAGAGCAACAAUUCUAUCUAUGGUUUGAUCCAACUGCUGAUUUCCACACUUAUUCCAUUCUAUGGAAUCCUCAGCGCAUUGUUUUUUCAGUGGAUGGAACAGCAAUAAGAGAAUUCAAGAAUAUGGAAUCAAAAGGAGUUGCAUUUCUAAAGAGUCAAGCAAUGAGAAUAUAUUCAAGUCUAUGGAAUGCUGAUGAUUGGGCAACAAGAGGUGGUCUUGUCAAAACUGAUUGGAAUCAAGCUCCAUUCAUAGCUUCAUACAGAAAUUUCAAUGCAGAUGCUUCCUCAUCCAAUGCUUGGUACUCUCAACAGUUGGAUUCAACAAGUCAACAGAGAUUAAGUUGGGUUCAAAAGAAUUACAUGAUUUACAAUUAUUGCAAUGACACCAAAAGAUUUCCUCAAGGCCUUCCAACUGAGUGUAUUACACAAUGUUUUGAGUCAUUGUGCAGAGUGAAAAACGGCGGAAAAGAAAAAGACGAAGAUCAAAAUUGAAUUGUAUAUUAUGUGUAUAUUACAUACUGGGCUAUAUUCCUUAUAUAGGAUAUAUAGGGUAUGGACAUAAGAAGGUUGGGCCCAUGAACUGAAUACUGAAUAUAUGAGGCCCAAUACAGUGUAACACGGUUAAAAGCCCCCCAUAAGCUAGGUGUAAAUACAAUGUAAGCCUAGCUUAGUGAUAUUUUCUACAAAAGGAUAGUUGUCCAACGGUUUUGUGAGUAUGUCGGCAAGUUGUUGCUUAGACGGAACGGGUAGGAGAUGGAAUAAGUUUUGCUGCAGUUUCUCGCGAACUAAAUGACAGUCGAGUUCAAUA